AUGUUGACCGAGCUGACCGCAUGGCCCUGGAGCGUUUUCGUUGCGAUUGUCCUCGCUAUCUAUGAUAACCAUUGCGGACGGCGAGCCCCCGAAGCAUACCCACAAGUCCUGGAGCCCAUUCGACGCUAUGACCUCUACUGCAGGUGGCUCCAGAACGUGGUUAGCCUGAUGAAUCACCACGAGUUUAUGGCGAUGCUAAUUGGCUUGACACUGAGUGUGGUUCUGGGGUUUCUCAUGGACCCUGCCCAUUCUGUCUUGGCCUACAAAAGGCCCGGGGUCCAGAUCGUGACAGAUGUCAUCCUUGUGUUGCAUUGGAUAUAUUCCUUGGUUUCGUUGUUCUUGGAAGGGGAAAUCUUCAUCAUCCUUGUGGGGCUUAUCUCGAGGAACGAGACAGUCGAGACAGCGCAGGAAUGGAAGCAGAACAAGCAUGAUGUGGCACGCGAGACUUCCAAGGGGAACAACAUCCACGUCGAGAGUCUGCCAGACUCGGACGAUUACAACGAGCUAUUGGACAACGGAGAAUUCGUCCACUCCCAGAGACAAACUCCUUUGACAAAGGCUGCCCGACGAACUGUUUCAACUUCUGGUGUGAGCCACGAUGGGACGGCCAAGCAAAGGGGGACUUCUGAGCCUGGGAUUUGCGCAUCCGGCAUGAAUCUUACACCAAGAUGCAAAGGCUUGAGACCGGCCAUUCUGGACAGCGUCUUUAGGUUUGCCGAUCGCGACGAGAUGGGCCUCAAGCCGUUGUCCGACAGCACACCGAAAGCGGCGGCAGAGAUGAAGAAGUAUGUUGGCUUAUUGCUUGUUUAUGUCCCGAUCCUUAGCCAGAUUCUGGCCUGGCCUACUUACUUCGUUGCCGGGCGAUACCUAGGGCAGCAGGACAUGUACGAUGCCAAGUUUCACUUCAUCUACGAGUAUCAGCUUGGAUACGUGUUUCUUGCUGUUUGGCUGGUUGGGAUGACCCGAACUACUAUCACUAUCCUGGCCAAUGGCGCCAGGGCCCCUGCGCGGGUGAAUCGGCCGGACCAGCACGUCUACAAGAUCAUGGCCAACUCGGGCCCUUUGAAGGACGCACCUUACGUUCUCAUGGCGAACACAGGGGCAGUUGGACGUUUCAACCGUGCGCAGCGGUCGAUGUACAACACAGAUGAAUCCUUGCCCAUGUACCUGAUGUGCACUAUGCUGGCUGCCAGCGUCUUCGGACCGAUCGUCCUGUUGCCACUGCUUUUGACAGCUUAUGGCAGGAUUACAUUUGCGCGCCUAUACAUCGAGUCACUCACGGCUCGUGGUGCUGGCUUCCUGCCUUCCAUGAUCGGCGAGAAGUGGACAGAGGGCCUGGUUCUUCUCUGUGCCAUCAAGGGUAUCUUCUUCAAGCCGGCCAAGACGCAGGAGGUCUCCUCCAGAAAAUCCUCGGCAGACAAGGAUAUCGUGCCGGAGGAGGACAAAAAUGCGUUGCGGAGAAUGCAUUUCGAGAGCCUCGUCAACUUCGUGGCUUUCAAUCGCAAAGACCCUCAGCGUGUCUUCCUACCGGCAGGCGCGCCGCACAGGUUUUGCGGCACGAGGGGCCUGAACUAA
Messenger RNA from Symbiodinium necroappetens, 1575 nucleotides. The record is from the annotation of a GenBank genome assembly. Lineage: Eukaryota; Dinophyceae; Suessiales; Symbiodiniaceae.